AGCAAUAACACUAAAGGCCUAACGCUGACAUAUGAGAACGGGAGGAGUUUCUCUCUGUCUUUAGGGUGCCACGCAACUAGAAGAAGCUAGUAAAUCAGUGGCUUGUUCCUUUGCAUCUGACAGUCAUGGAAGCUGAACGAUACAGGUGAAUCACAGUAAAGGAACGAGGGAAGCGGGAAUGAGGAGAUUUUUCAGAGCGCAUAGCUACAGCGAUGAAGACAACAGUCAGAUCCAGUACCUGACGGCUAAAUGUAACCGCCUGACACAUGAAAAAGUGCUGGAGAGGGAAUGCAUGGGGGCCAGGGAGAGAGCGAGGAGCCUGCAGAAUGAGCUGGAGGCUCUGUCCACACAGCUCUGCCAACAGGAGCAGGUCAACAUAGAUUUGAUGUUCAAAUAUGAUCAAAUGCUCGGCAGGGUCCAUCAUGAACAGCAACGGGUGCAUCUUGUGGUGGAGGAGAGCUUCAGAGAUGCUGCACUGCUGGGCCUACAGCUGGAACAGGUCAACUCGGAGCUACUACACCUGCAAAGUUCUGAGGUGCAGCUGGAAGGCCUGGUGGAAGAGCUGUACACGGAGGACCUGCAGAGAGCUGCAUUGACAGAGGACCUUCAGGUGCAGCUGCACAGUAAGGUAUUGGAGUUGGAAGAGCUUCAGUGCGGCUACGCUGCCAACACCCAGGAGCUGGAGGAGCUGCGUAGCGCUAACCAGAGGAAGGUGCAGGGACUGCAGCGGGAGAACGAGUGCAGCCUGAAGAAGCUCCAGGAGACGGCCGAGCAGUUUGAGUGGCUGUGUGAACAGCAGCGCUACUGGAUGUGCUGCGUCAAGAGAUUCAAAGACUGCCUGUCAGAGGAGAAGGACUCUCUGGUGCAGCAGGUGAAACGGUUGGAGAUGGAGGUAGCAGAGCUGAGGAAGAGCUCAGAGAGCACCACCCAGAUGCUGUGCUGCCCCCUAGAGGACACAGCCAGUCAGCACUGUGACAGAAUGCCCUCUUGGGAAUCCGGUAAGAUGGCUGACCUGCAAACCCAGGUGGACAAAUGGAGAAAGCUGUAUGAGGACCUCUUCAGCCAGUUCACACCCCACCAAGGGGGGGCACGUUGUCGACGGAUACCAAAAACCUCCUUGAGGUCAGAAGACCAUGAAAUCCAUCUAUUUUUCUUCAACCCAGUGGAGGCACUCCUAACUUUUGGCUGUUUGUCUCGCUACUCAACUGUUGCUGAGAACCAUACAACCUCACCGUUCUGUUGUCAUUGUUUAAAUGUCUUGAAACCACUGCAUGACCAUGACUGUACUGGAGUGUGAUAUGCCACUUUGUUACAGUCUAUUGUCUAUAUUUUGGUAUGAGUAUUAGUGUUCUCCUAUUUGGACACUUUCCUGUCAUUGUCUAUUUUCAGACACACUGGUGGAACAUAGUAAAUCAACAAGUAAAAACACCUGAGAAUGUC
Messenger RNA from Oncorhynchus keta (chum salmon), 1440 nucleotides. RefSeq names its product hyaluronan mediated motility receptor. The transcript has 7 exons. Lineage: Eukaryota; Metazoa; Chordata; Actinopteri; Salmoniformes; Salmonidae. The record is from RefSeq and is a predicted model, not a curated record. The coding region runs from base 179 to 1297 and encodes 372 amino acids.